AUGAAACACCAGGAUCCUGAAAUCGACAUUGGAUUUGGUGCUGUUUUGGAACACCAACUACGACUGUGGGAAAGCGAGUUGCAGCAGCACAUUGACCAUAGAAUGAGAUGUAUCCUGCAAGAUGGCCAAAUCUUCAUUGGCACCUUUAAGGCUUUUGACAAGCAUAUGAACCUGAUCCUCUGUGAUUGUGAUGAAUUCAGGAAGAUCAAGCCAAAGAAUGUGAAGCAUCUGGAGCGUGAAGAAAAGCGGAUCUUGGGUCUGGUGUUGCUGUGUGGGGAGAACUUGGUUUCCAUGACUGUGGAAGGACCACCCCCCCCCAAAGGUACCCAAAUGCCCAAAGGCAUUUCUCAGGUACUUGCUGGAGUUGCAGGAGGGCCUGAGGUUGGCAGAAGAUCUGGCAGAGGAAUGCCAGCUGGUGUUCCAGUUCCCCGGGCUCCUGCUGGAUUAGCAGGGCCUGUCCGAGGGGUUGGGGGCCUUCCACAGGGAAGAGGCACUGUAGCAGCUACUCUUGUUGCUACUACUGGCAGCACUGUUGGAGCCCCAGCUCAGUAUCCACCAGGAUGGGGGACACCACCCAUCUUUGGUCAAGCAAUACCACCUCCAGACAUUAUGGUUCCUCCACCUGAUAUGAGACCCACCCAUGGGCCCACCAACAAGCUUCCCUCUGCUCGAGGGAUGCCAGUAGGCAUGCCCUCUCCAGGAAUGAGACCCCUAUCUCCCCAGGAAUGCAUCCAUGAAGACCCUAGGAUACUUUGA
Molecule: messenger RNA, 756 nt
Organism: Lynx canadensis (Canada lynx)
Lineage: Eukaryota; Metazoa; Chordata; Mammalia; Carnivora; Felidae
Product: small nuclear ribonucleoprotein-associated protein B-like
Biological process (GO): mRNA splicing, via spliceosome
Cellular component (GO): U4/U6 x U5 tri-snRNP complex; catalytic step 2 spliceosome; U2-type prespliceosome
Molecular function (GO): RNA binding
Source: RefSeq, a predicted model, not a curated record